AUGACCGCCCGAGACACCGCUACAAUUGCCCCUCCCCGACGACGUCCCUCCAUAUCGUUCAGAAACCGACCCCGGACGGCCACCACUUCCGGCGCUCUGCCACCGAGCUUGGAACAUCAGGAAUGGAACGGCCUGGCGUUUCCGGAGGAGUAUGACAACCAGGAGGAACAGGUGCCGGAUGAUACAAGUCAAUCUGCAGAGGCAGUUCCACGCCGUCGGCCUUCGAGAAGCUUUUCCAAUCUGCGCCACCCUGUGGAUGGAUUGCGCGCCCUGGGCCGUCGUUUGUCUGUCACCAUCCGCAACAAGUCGUCCAAACAAACACUACAAUCGCAAUUUGACGAUAUCGACAGCGACGGUCGGUCGUAUCAUUUCUCAAGCAGCAGCUGGGAUGCCCGGCCGAGGAAUUCGUCUUUCAAGUACAGCAUCAAUCGUCGACCAUCGCUCAACAGUGUUUCCGCUUUGCAUAGUUUCUACGCCCCGACCGCAUCUGUUCCUGCCCCGAUCCCCGGCAAUGGACUCGAGCCACCAAUUCUCCCCAAUGACAUGGGCCCAGGUUCGGCGGCCCGCGCGGCGGCCGCCGCUCAGAAUGAAAUGGCAAGGGCGGAGCGAGAUGCCGUCAAAUCACGGGAUGCCAAAAUCACACUUGACUCGGAGAGUGGCAUCGGUAUCGAUUUGCGCGAUCGUACGGAUGGUUCCGAGACGGAAUUGGCUGUCGUACGCCUCGACCCCGUGCGACAUCUGCCUUCGGAGAUCACAUCGCAAGUCCUGUCGUAUCUUGACCCGAAGUCGCUCAUGCAGGCGGAGUUAGUUUCUCGGGCCUGGAAUGAGCAGGCCAUCUCACGACACGUUUGGAGACAUGUUUUCCGUCGCGCUUACAGACAUCGUCGGCCCAGUGUCACUUCAUCCAAGAAGAAACAGUCGGCUGGUCUUGGGAAGACCCUGCCAAAUCAGAAUUGGAAGAGGAUGUUCCUUGUCCGGCGUGCGCUCGAACAUCGGUGGAAGGAGGGUAAAGCAGCUGCCAUUUAUUUACAUGGACACAAGGAUAGUGUUUAUUGUGCGCAAUUUGAUGAGAACAAGAUUAUAACUGGUUCCCGCGAUCGCACUAUUCGCGUCUGGGAUGCUCACUAUCCUUGGCCUUGUUUGAAAAUCAUUGGUCCUCCACCAGGAGACGUUCCCGGUAUUGGGCCUGUGAACAACCCUAUCCAACAAUCAGCGGGCAAGUCUCCGUUUCUCACUAUCUGUCCACCGUCAACUUCCUCUGCUGGAAUCGUCAGCCCCAUGGAACAGCCAUCAGAUUACCAUAGCGCUUCUAUUCUGUGUCUUCAGUUCGAUGAUGAAAUUAUGGUUACUGGAUCCUCCGAUUAUACAUGCAUUGUAUGGGAUAUCAAGAACGAUUACAAGCCGAUCCGUCGCCUGGAGGGCCACCGGGCUGGCGUGUUGGACGUUUGUUUUGACGACCGCUUUGUCGUUUCCUGUUCGAAGGAUACUACGAUCUGUGUUUGGGAUCGACACACGGGCGCCCUUGUGAAGAAGCUACUAGGUCAUCGUGGACCAGUCAACGCGGUGCAACUACGGGGAGACCUUGUCGUAUCUGCCAGCGGAGACGGGGUCGCCAAGCUAUGGAACAUCACAUCUGGCCUUUGCAUCAAAGAGUUCCCCAGCAAGGAUCGGGGUCUGGCAUGCGUGGAAUUUAGCGAUGAUGCCCGAACUAUCCUCACUGGCGGAAACGACCAGGUGAUCUACCAAUUCGAUGCAAACUCUGGCGAGAUGGUCAACGAGCUCAAGGGUCACGUUGGCCUGGUCCGCUCUCUGCAUCUGGAUAGUCUGAACCAACGCAUCGUGAGUGGCAGCUACGACAUGAGCGUCAAGGUCUUUGAUGUCCAGUCCGGUGAAUUGUCGAUUGACCUGCCCGGCUGGACGACCAGCUGGAUGCUGAGCGUGAAGUCGGAUUAUCGACGUAUUGUCGCUACUAGCCAGGAUUCCCGGGCCGUCAUUAUGGAUUUCGGGUAUGGACUGGAUGGCAUUGACUUGCUCGAGGAAUGA
Aspergillus chevalieri is the source of this 2043-nucleotide messenger RNA. RefSeq names its product F-box/WD repeat-containing protein. The record is from RefSeq and is a predicted model, not a curated record. Gene Ontology annotation, molecular function: protein binding. The transcript is spliced from 2 exons. The coding region runs from base 1 to 2043 and encodes 680 amino acids. NCBI's taxonomy places the organism in Eukaryota, Fungi, Ascomycota, Eurotiomycetes, Eurotiales, Aspergillaceae.